AUUCCAUCAAAUGGUUUGAAUUCCUCCGGCAAAUCUCACAUCUUCCUCCUUCCAUCCAUCCGCUCGCCGCGCUUCAAUCGGAAGCUCGUUCCGUUCCUUCAACCUCGGCGCCGACGGGGGGCGAAUUCAGGAAAAAUCGCCGCCAUGCAACUUCCAUUCGACGGCGGGAGGUCCGCCAGGGCGGCGGAGAAGCCGAAUUUCGCGCAGACUUGCAAUCUCCUCAGCCAGUUUCUCAAAGGGAAGGGAAAUCUCAGAGAUCUAGGGCUGGAGAUUCGCGGCAAAUUGGAAGCUCCAGAGUGGGAGGAGUUCACCCAGGCCGUGGAAGAGAAUCGAAGGUUGAGGCUCUCCCUAGCUAGGUCGUCGUCAGGUUCUCGGGGUGCUGCCUCUGGUUUUGCUCCUCGCUUCUCCCCCUCCGAGAUGGAGUUUCUGCAAAGAGGCUCGUCGUCUGCGAGCACCGCGGGCAUGGAGAAUGCCGCCGCCCUUUUAGGGGACGACGGAGGUGGCGUUGGGGCGGCUUCUUCGUCUUCUUCGGCUCCUCCGGAUCCCCACACCAACGUCCAGAUGCCCGGCUUGUGGGAGGCUCUUGAAACGUUGUACCAAGAAAAUGAGGUGCUCCAGCAAUCCCUUGCAGCAAGUUCAAGGGACAACGAGGCCGGCGGCGGCGGCCAAAGUCGUCCGAGAGGUUCCCUUCGUAGUGAAAGUUCUUUUUUAAUCACUCCGUCCCAUAAAACAUGAGAGUUUUGUUUUUUUAAAAACCUUUCUCCUUUCUUUUUUUAUCCGUCACUUACCCCUUACUUUUUCAUACUUUAACUAUCACAUCAUACCUUUUUACUAAUAAUUUAUCCAUUAAAUCAUACUUUUACCCAUCACAUCAAAGAACAUUUUUGGAAAUUCAAUACCAAAAUACACUCCCCUUAAAUCCUUCCUUAAAAACAAAACUCUCAUGUUUCAUGGGACGGAGGGAGUAUUUAUUAAUACUCUUAAGCCGCUACGAAGCCAAGCAGUACCAUCUAAAGCAGCAGCACAACGACCUUGUGCGGCGAGCGAAUGAUGUCAUGCAACUUAUAAGGGUCACAAUUCCAGCCCUCUUGGUCGUGCUCGCGGGGAUUGUUGCAGACGAGUCACAUUUUUCAUUCUCUCAAUGGCCUCCCAUUUUCUAUGCUCUAGUGAUGUCUGGCUUUAUGUUCACAUUUUACAAUGUGGUGCUCACAUGCCGCGGUCGGUUAAGAGUCAUAGAAAAAAAACCUCGAUCAUUUUUCGCCGCAAUAACAGGUUAAGGGAGGCUUUCCUGAGGUAUAAGAGUGCUGCGGGUUUGAGAAGGUUGGGAGGGAAUAGGCUUCCUGGUGAAGAUGAAGAUUCAAAUGUGAAUGUGCACUUGGAUUGCACUGAAAGGGAGCUGUUUCUCCUCAAUGAAAAUCAAAACUUGGAUAACUUUGUGGAGGAUUACUACACCGAGCUUUACCUCUGCACGGGCCUGAGCUUUACCUCUGCACGGGCCUGAUGUUCUUCCAAGCCGCUUUCUCCGUUGUUACUACAUUGAUUAAAAUGUUACUGAAGAAGAAUACUUAGCCUCGAUUUGCACUAC
This is a messenger RNA of Cuscuta campestris, 1585 nucleotides long. The record is from the annotation of a GenBank genome assembly. NCBI's taxonomy places the organism in Eukaryota, Viridiplantae, Streptophyta, Magnoliopsida, Solanales, Convolvulaceae.